Vigna angularis (adzuki bean) is the source of this 966-nucleotide messenger RNA. RefSeq lists its product as uncharacterized. Gene Ontology annotation, molecular function: zinc ion binding. The record is from RefSeq and is a predicted model, not a curated record. The coding region runs from base 1 to 966 and encodes 321 amino acids. NCBI's taxonomy places the organism in Eukaryota, Viridiplantae, Streptophyta, Magnoliopsida, Fabales, Fabaceae. The transcript has 3 exons.
AUGAAGGGUGUAGAAAUUCGUGAAAAAGUUCAAAGGAAGUUGAACAUUGGUAUAUCUAGGUGUAUGGCUUAUAGAGCCAAAGCUAUUGCUUGUGAUGACAUUGAUGGGUCUUUUAAUGAACAAUAUAAGAGGAUAUAUGAUUAUGCGCAUGAGGUGUUGGGAAGAAAUCCAGGAUCUACAGUUAAGGUGGAGGUUGAGAAUAAUCAGGAUGAGGUUAUUUUUAAGAGAUUUUACUGUUGUCUGAAGGCAUGUAAAGACAGCUUUGUGUGUUGUAGGUCAAUAAUUGGAUUAGAUGGAGCCUUUUUGAAAGGGAAGUAUGGUGGUGAGCUUUUAACAGCUGUUGGGCGAGAUGGAAAUGAUCAAAUGUUGCCCAUUGCAUAUGCGGUGGUAGAAGGAGAAAACAAAGAUUCAUGGACGUGGUUUUUGAAUCUUUUGAUUGAUGAUCUUGGUGGUGAAGAAGUAUGUUCAUCAAUAACUUUUGUUUCAGACCAACAAAAGGGUCUACUACCAGCCAUACAACAGCUACUCCCUGGUGUUGACCAGAGGUUUUGUGUCAGACACUUAUAUUCAAACUUCAGGAAAAAAUUCCCAGGUAAAAAUCUCAAACGUCUAAUGUGGAGGGCAGCUACUGCCACUCAUCCAGAAAAUUGGGAGAGGGAAAUGAAAAACAUUAAAGAUGUAAAUGAAGAUGCAUUCAAGCAUUUGAUUGCCAUCCCUCCAAGGAUAUGGCAGAUCACAGGAAUUCCAUGUUGCCACUCCCUAGCCGCAAUGAAGUUUUUCAAUAUUGAUGGACAACAGUUCAUUCCGGCUUGCUUUCUCAAGUCCACCUAUGAAGAAACAUAUGCAUCUAUCAUAUACCCCAUCAAUGGAAACAACAUGUGGGCCCAUGGACCAUAUCCAGAUGUCAUGCCUCCUAGAAAAAAAGUUAUGCCUGGAAGACCUAAAAGGAAAAGAAGGCUGAAAUAG